Molecule: messenger RNA, 249 nt
Organism: Macrosiphum euphorbiae (potato aphid)
Lineage: Eukaryota; Metazoa; Arthropoda; Insecta; Hemiptera; Aphididae
Source: the annotation of a GenBank genome assembly
AUGCCCAAAUGGCAUAUACUGACUGAAAGCACGCUGGUCACGGAAUUACUGAAAAGAUACCUAUAUAAAGUUUUUAAAAUUACAAAAAAAAUGGUCUUUUUGGACAAUAAAAGACCCGCCAAAUUUAAGGAAAGGGAACAGCAGAGAGGCUAUAUAUCAGUGGGUCCGACAGGCGCACUAUAUCGUAGCUCUCAACGAACUAUCGAGAUACUGGAGUUCCUGUGGGCAGAUAAAGUAGCUGGCCCAUAA